This is a messenger RNA of Python bivittatus (Burmese python), 798 nucleotides long. The record is from RefSeq and is a predicted model, not a curated record. Lineage: Eukaryota; Metazoa; Chordata; Lepidosauria; Squamata; Pythonidae.
CUCCGCCCCCUCCCCAUGAUCUGCCUGCAGAGCACCAGUUCUGACUCAGGACUGCCUGGCUUCCAGCAGUGGUUUCUUUUUGUCAAAAGGUCUUGCCCAACACGCCAUCCUUUGGGAAAUGUCCCUUCCCGGCACCGCAGAGGAAUCCUCCAGCUGGCUGGGGUGAUCCAUUGCACCACAGGGCGGACUCCCUUCGCCUACAUACGCUAUGGGUGCUACUGCGGCUGGGGAGGGAGUGGCUGGCCCACGGAUCAAGUCGACUGGUGCUGCUUUAAGCACGACUGUUGCUAUGGAAAGGCCGAGGCGGAGAACUGUGCCCCCAAGACGCAGAGGUACACCUGGGAGUGCGAGGACAGCGAGGCCAAGUGCGAUGACAUCGAAGACAAGUGCCAAAAGAUGGCUUGUGAAUGUGACCGCGAUGCAGCCAAGUGCCUGGCCAAGGCCCCCUACAACGUGACGUAUUUGUUCUGGCCAGACACACUGUGUGGAAAGAAGAGCCCUGCCUGCCGAGACGACUAACACUGUCCUCGCUCUGCCUCUCUGCGUGCCGUGCCUUUCGAUUCCAGACCUGAGCUGCUGCUUCCCCUCGGAUGGCCCAGCCCUGUCCCGCCGCUGGGGCUCAGCAUGGGGACAGUCUGCAGGCGCCCCUUGGGCCUCAUUCCCCGGAUGUCGCCCAGUGCAAACCCAGCUCACUUGGGGGAUGCAAAACGUGGCAUUAAAGAAAGUGUAAUGGUAUGUGGGAACGACCCUGGGAGACCUGGCCAAGAGACACUGCCAUGGGAAGGGUCAGAUAAAAGG